GUUGUAAUUAUGGCUAGUGUGUAUUUGUAGUCCUCUAAAGAGUUGUUUUCGCCUGAAUAUAUUGAAGAAGCGGUUUGAACCUACUACAUUACCCACAAUUCAUGCAUUCGGACUAAAUCGACGUCCGCUACGUGAUAACGUCACGCCGUCCGCGUUGUGGUUGGCAACGGCGGAGAAUGAAGCGGGAAGGACUGAACUACUUCGACGGAUGUCACUAUGGGCUUUGUUGUUCACGUUCUACUUGAAUAACAACGACUGUUUUUGUCAGCACUUUGAAGUUUACAUAGUUUUAAAAAAAAACUUGUACCGGGAGAGAGUACAUUGUUGUGUUUUUAGCACUGUCCGCUGUCUUUGCUGUUUGUGUCAAGCUAAUGUGAGUAAAUGUACAUGAAGCCAUCUGGACGAGUUGUCCGAAUUUGGCCUAAGAUUCAUUUGGUACACGUCAGGCCGAGUUGAAUUGUUCACCGUCAAUGGCAAGGAAAGAUGAUUGGCAGCAUCCUUACGUCAACAUUUUUAAAGAGUACAGAGUUUCAGAAUGGCAAAAUGCAUCAAAAGUAGGAGAUGUGUCACCAUCCUGGGACAAAACCAUCAACUGUUCCGUGUUCCGGAUCAGAGGUCCUGUCCCUGCCGAAAACUUCAUCCUCAUUCCCAAGAAUGCCAGCCAGUCUCUGGGUCUGAAAGGACGGUAUUUGUACCUCCUCUUCAAGCCCACUCCAAGAAAACCUUUUUUAAUCGUCUUGGAUGUCGGCACAGAGAAUGGCCGGACGGUCCGCAUCUCCAUCUCCAACAUGUUCAAAGAGUUCGACUUCACCCCCACGUCGCUUCUCUUCCCAAUCCAAUGCAAAUUGGAAUUUGAAUGGAGUCAAGAAACUGCAUUCAAGUCUACAAAACAAUGCUUUGGACCUUUACCACCAGGUCCUAAAGUUCAUUGGACUUGUUUGAUGAUGGAUCUUCAGCUUACGCUCGCCACCUACCUCAACCGACUUUACUACAGUCAUCUAAAAAGCAUUAAGCUCUGCUCCAACAUGUCUGUUAAAAAUGUCUUUACCACCGACUUGCAGCUGACUCCAGAGUUGUCCUACCAACAAGCCAAGUAUUUGGGCCUGACCCCUAAAGACGGUACUGUACCCAUGCCCAGAGACAUGAUGUUUCCUGUGCCCAUGGGACACAAAUGGGAGAAGUACUACAAUUACAUCAGGUUUCCAUUAGAUGGAGAAUUUAAAAGCAAUAUCAUCCAAAAAAUCAGUUUUCAUGAUGAAUCCCGAUCCCCUAGCCCAGAAACGGCGACCAGCACACCUGAGCUACCUGAAGCGGAACAAAUACAAGUUUUAAAAAGCAGUGUCCGCCGAAAAGUCUGUUUUUCGGACCAAUCCCAAAAGUCCAGCCCAGAAGUGGUACCGGAGCAGAGGCCUGUCAACCACACGCUGUCUGUGAAUGAGGAAGGAGUAAAUAAGAUGAAGAUUUGCAAAAGAGUCAGAAAGGUCAUCCAUGUAAUGACAACCUCAGCGAAGGAAGCUGGAAAGCUGUUACCAGACCCGAUUCUCAGGCUCAGGAAAAUAAUUGGUUUUGGAGGAGCCACUAAUUCAUGUGCUUUAUGGACCCUUGCUGGUGAUUCUGUGAUUUAUCCAUGUCAUGCUAUUGUGGUCUCCUUGAAAAUAAACUCAUGUGAGCAGAGAUUCUUCAUUGGUCAUACAGAUAAGGUGUCUGCACUGGCUUUUAACGGCAACACGACAUUGCUAGUUUCCGCACAAACUGGUAAUUGUGUCGUUCGAAUAUGGAAUUACCUCAAAGGAAAUUGUGUGGCCAUGUUCAAAAUGCAUGCCCAUUCAGUCACAACACUUAGCUUUUCACACAGCGGAGGCUUUCUUUGUGGAGGGGGGAAAGACAGCUGCGGGAAAACGUUGGUGGUUGUAUGGAACACGACCAACAUUAAAAACGGAGACGUGAGCAUAUUUGCAAAGCUAAAAAUGGAAGUGGAUAUUCAAAGGAUGAAGUUCGCCAACUUUGAUGAGACGAGGCUGGUGUCAUGCGGUCACGAUAGCAUUCGCCUGUGGCGGGUAAACAAAGGCACGCUGCGCUCAUGCGCAGUCAACCUCGGCGAAUACCGCACAUUGGACUUCACUGACGUAGCCUUCGAAGAGGGAGACUCCCCCGAACAGCACAUUGACGAUCGGCUGCUGUUUGCAAGCAGCAGGAGCGGCCAUAUUUUCGAAAUUGACUACAGUAGAGUAGUCAUUAAAAAUGUCAGGUGGUUAUUUCCUGUGCAGCAGAAAUGGUCUGUCAACAAAGGUCCCGGUAUCGCCAUCAACAGCCUCAGCGUGUGCUCAACCUUCUGUGCCACGGGCUCUGAAGACGGCUUCCUACGGCUGUGGCCUCUGGAUUUUUCCGGCGUCUUCUUGGAAGCUGAACACGAGGGUCCCGUGAGCCUGGUAUCUGUGUCAUCUGACAGCAUGCAGGUCCUAUCUGCCACCUCUACCGGUAAUCUGGGUUUCCUUGAUGUGAGCAGCCGGGGUUACAACACGCUAAUGAGGUCGCACACCAGCAAUGUGCUGGGCUUCAGCGUGGAUGGAAUUCGAAGGCACCUCACCACAGCUUCUUCUGACGGCUCUAUUCGCAUUUGGUCGAUGGACUCCUUACAUCAGUUAUAUGACUUUGUGUCAGAGGAUAAACCGUGCUCGGUGGCCUUCCAUCCCAGAGAACAGAUCUUCUCUUGCGGCUUUAAUUCGGGCAUUGUCCGAGUCUUUGACAUCUCCUGCGGAAAGCUCUUGGCAGAGCACAACCAUCACAAAGGUCUGGUGGUAGGUCUAGCCUUCUCCCCCGACGGAGAGUGCAUGUACAGCGCUGCCUCCGAGGGUUCUCUGGCGCUUUACAACUCCUGCGACAAUGACAGCCACGUGAUAAGGGUCGUCUGUCGUGUGGUUGCCCGAGGAACAGGCCGUGCACCAGAUGCUCUGACGGUGAGCAGCGACAGCCGCUGUCUGGCUUUUGUUGGCCCCACUGAAUACGUCAUUACCAUCGCUGAUGCGCUGUCGCUAGAAGAGUCACUCCGUCUCGACGUGAGUGUUUUUGAUCCACAAAGCACUUUUUUGGAUUCGGCGCUGAAAGUCUGCUUCUCUGUGGCUUCCCCUGAGCAUUUGUUAGUAACUACAUCUGCGAACAAAAUUCUCUGGGUCAACACCCAGACGGGUUCUCUAUUCCGGCAGGUGUGCAAUGUCCACACAAAGUGGUGUACCUCUCUAGCUGUGAGCCAAGACAAACGAUUUUUGGUCACAGCUGGAGACAAUGCAGUCAAAGUCUGGGAUUACAAUAUGAAACUGAAAUUUAACUCACAGAUGUUCAUAGGUCAUAGUCAGCCCAUCAACCAGGUGAGCUUCACCCCAGGACAAAAAGGUGUGAUCUCAGUCGGGGAUGCCAUCUUCUUGUGGGACUUUCUGGCUCAUCCACUUCACAUGCAACUUAAACACCGUUUACCAUUGCAAGCCGCAACCGACUCAGCUGUGGAUACAAUACCUCGACAACGGGCACCUCAACCCUUGACACCUCCACCGCAUCUAGAUGGGACCAUCAUGGACCCAGCUGAAAUCGGGCUUAAUGAUAUUAACGCAGCUGCUUCUGGUCCAAGCUCUCGUCCCGAAUCUGCAGCAUCUUUUUUGAAAAUCACAGAACUGGGGAACGUUCAAAAUAAUGAUUCCACUGGGAGGAAGACAGUGCGUCCAGAUUGUUAUAAACACUUCGUACCGCAUAUCAAGACUUCCAUUCUUGAUCAGACAGCUGUGACUCCUCAGCCUGACAAAGCAGGAAUGACACUAAAAACGAUUAUCGGUUACAAUGGCAAUGGGCGUGGCAACCUGGUUUGGAGCCCUGAUCAAGGUUUAUUUGCAUACUCCUGCGGCGGCGUAGUGGUGGUGGAGAAUGUCAACUCGGGGCGUCAGAGACAUUUAGUGGUCCACAGGGAAGAGAUCUCCUGUUUAGCAAUCUCAAAUAAUGCAAAGAUGAUAGCAUCUGCUGCAAGCAAAAGUGCCAACAGGAGCCUCAUAUGCAUUUGGGCCAUCCUGGGUGGAGCUUGUGUCAAUACCAUAUCCUACCACAAAGGGGCAGUGCAGAGUCUUGCUUUUUCCAGCGAUGAUCGCUUCUUACUUUCCGUAGGAGACUUCUCGGACUGUGUUAUGGCCGUGUGGAGCUGCUCCACCUUCGAGAUGCUCUCCAAAGAGAGUGCGCUUGGGCCAAUCCACGACGCAGCUUUCAGCCCAUCUGUAGCUGCUCACUUAGCCUGCGUCGGCAGCCAAGGUGUUUACUUCGGUCUGUUUCAGAACCAAGGCGGUGAAGGCGAUCUCAACCUUGUGAGAGUGAAGGCGCCGACAGCAGUGGGAGACGUGGAGAUGACUGCCUUGUGCUUCCAUGCCGACGACGCUUUGCUGUUUACCGCCUCCAACAGAGGACAUCUUUGCAUUUGGGACAUCAAGACUCGGAGCUGCUUCAUGGCAGUAGACGUGGAUGAAGGAGAGAUUGGUGUUUUGCUGUGCCGAGGGAAUAGACUCUUGACAGGCAGCGACACCCAACGGUUGCGACUGUGGGGGAUCGAAGCGGUGCGGCGUUUCGACCCUGAGGGCAAUGCAGCCAAGAAAAAUAGCGGAGUUUCGGUGAUGUUGAAGCAGGAGAUCGUGCUAGACGGGGCCGCUGUCAGCGCCGCCUUUGAUAACACAAUGGACAUGGGCAUCGUGGGCACCACCACGGGAACCUUGUGGUACAUAGACUGGUUGGAAAACAGCAGCAUUCGGCUGGUUAGCGGUCACAAGAAUAAGGUGAAUGAUUUGGCCUUUCAACCAGAUGAGAGUCACUUUGCAACCUGUAGCGAAGACGGCAGUUUGAGGGUGUGGUCCAUCCCCAGUAAUGAACUGGUGGUGCAGUUUCAGGUGCUCAACCAGGCAUGUACAUGCGUUUCCUGGAGCCCUUUCGUAAUCAUGCAGCGUGCCCGUUUGGUGGCCGGCUACAACGACGGCACGGUGCGCGUUUUUCGUCUCGCCACUUCGGAAAUGGAGAGGAAGCUGAAUCCCCAUCGGGUCGCUAUCACCGCCAUCCAGUACUCUGCCAAUGGUGAAGUUAUCCUCUCCGGUGCCAAGAACGGUCUCAUAGCUGUCAGUCGUGUCACGGAUGGAUCAACCAUCCGAGUUUUCAAGGACCACAAAAAAGGAGCCAUCACCACCAUUGAGUGUGUUCGGGAACAGUGUAAGAAUUUUGGAGUUGCAGGGAACGAGCUGUGGUUGGCGGCCAGCCUUGAUAGGCGCGUCAGUGUCUGGGCUGCUGAUUGGUUCAAAAGCAAAUGCAAUUUGCUAGACUGGCUAACACUCGCCGCACCGCCAUAUGGCCAGGAUGACAGCCCACCCCCUAGCCUUGCUGCCUUCCACCCAACAGACCCCAGCGUGAUCAUCUACACUGGUUACGGGAUAGAAAAAGAGCUGACUUUCUACAGCUUGAAGAAGAAAAGGAUAAUCAAAAAGAUUGCUUUGCCUCACUGGGCCACGUGCUUCAGUCUAUCCCCCAAGAGUCAACUCAUCGCAUUGGGCUCAAAAGAACGAGUGUUAAAGCUGAUCAAGUGGAGCACUGGUGAAUUCCAGGACUUCUUGGAGCACAGCGAUUCUCUUCAGAAGUGUCGUUUCUCACCUUCGGGGACAUUUCUCUUCUCGGUGGCUCAUAAUGAGAUUCUAAUUUGGGAAGUGAACGGACUCUGAGAAGCCUGCUUAUUUUUGUGCUAACCUUGUAGGUUUAUCGUGCGUAUCGACGUUUUUACGCCUUCUCGUCUUUUAGCUUCUGAAGACAUUUUUAGGAAAAGAGGCAAAGGAUUUUGUCACUUGAAUGUACAUAUGCUAUUUUAGCUGAUUUUGUGAAUUUUAAUUUCAUUUUUUAAAAGUUUUGAAAACUUAACCAAAUAAAAUGGAAUGGAAUUUCCUUACUUGCAAAGGAGUUGUUUCUGUAAAUG
Corythoichthys intestinalis (scribbled pipefish) is the source of this 5977-nucleotide messenger RNA. It is a transcript of the gene wdr90, whose product is annotated as WD repeat domain 90. The transcript has 45 exons. The record is from RefSeq and is a predicted model, not a curated record. Gene Ontology annotation, cellular component: centriole. The coding region runs from base 471 to 5729 and encodes 1752 amino acids. Gene Ontology annotation, molecular function: protein binding. NCBI's taxonomy places the organism in Eukaryota, Metazoa, Chordata, Actinopteri, Syngnathiformes, Syngnathidae.